GUUUCUAAAGUCAACCACCUUCCUUCCUCUUCCUCUGAACCCCUCCCUCUCCCUGCCGUCUCUCCAUCUCCCAUGCCAUAGAUCUGCUGCCGCUCUCCAUCACCUGCUUUCGUGGUUCCGCCGGAUCUGAUCAUGGAGGCGGUGGAAGACACCAAUCUGGAAGCCGCGAUCGGCUGGCUGACAGAUACCAUCCUCUCGAAUCUCCCAGCCGGCGGCAAGCUGGACUCAUGGAUCGGGCAAGCUGGCCUCGGCAACGACAUCGGGAAGCUCAAGUCUGAGGUGGAGGCGGUGGAGAUGGUGGUUUCUGCUGUGCAGGGGAGGGCGGCCGGGAACAAACCGCUGGCCCGAUCUCUCGCGGCCGUCAAGGAGCUGCUCUACGACGCCGACGAUGUGGUCGACGAGCUGGACUGCUACAGGCUGCAGCAGGAGCUCGAGCCAGAUACACUGCUCGAAACGGAUGGACAUAGAACACAGCAAGUUGAGAGAUCUAGAGAAAAUGCUGAUGUGCAGAGUAGCAGCAAUGGCAAUGGCAGGUUACGUUCCAAGGAAUGGAAUCACUUUGACAUCACACAGUUUGAACAAAACGGAGGGCCUGCCAGAGCAAGAUGUAAGUACUGUGAAACAGAGGUUAUGUGCACAACCAAAAAGGGGACAUCAGUUUUGCGCAAUCAUCUCAAUAGCAAAGGUUGUAGCAAGAAACGUGAAGCAACUGACCCUUCUUCAAGCAUCGUUGAUGCUACUACAAUUCAUGUGCCCGUUGCAACUGGUAAUUCGUCCAACAGAAAAAGGAUGAGAACUGGUCAGGAGUCAACACACAUCAACGCAGCUAACCCAAACGGGUGGAACAAGGAUUCAUUUCCCAAAAGGAUACAAGACAUCACUAGUCAGCUGCAAGGCAAACGAGAGGCUGUCACAAGGAUUCUCAAGAUACUUGGGUCAGAUUCUGGUGGUGCAACCUCAAAUCACUCUCAGCUUAUGGUCACAGAUCCACGCCGAAGAACAUCAAGCCUUGUUCAAGGAAAAGUGUAUGGGAGAGCUGAAGACAAGAGUUACAUCAAAAUGUUGAUAAAAGAAUGCAAAUCAGAUGCUAGUUUGACUGUUCUGCCUAUUGUAGGCAUCGGAGGAGUUGGGAAGACAACUCUCGCUCAGCUUGUAUACAAUGAUCCAGCUUUGAAAAGUCAAUUUGAUCACAAGAUAUGGAUUUGGGUGUCUAACAACUUUGAUGAAAUGAGACUCACAAGACAGAUGUUAGAAUGCGUCUCCCAAGAAUCACAUGAUGGACUAUGUAGCUUUCCCAAUCUUCAGGAGAUCUUGAAGGGUCAUAUUAAAUCGAAGAGGUUUCUACUUGUUUUGGAUGAUGUCUGGAAAGACAUGGAUGAUGGUCGAUGGAACAAAUUAUUGGCUCCUUUCAAUUCUGGUAGUGCAAAUGGCAAUAUGAUAAUUAUGACAACUAGAAAACUUUCUAUUGCAAAGAGGAGAGGAACCAUUAGACCAAUUAACUUAGGUACUUUGGGAAAGGACCAUUUUUGGCAGUUGUUUAAAUCAUGCGCGUUUGGUGACGAGAAUUAUGAAGCGCAAGCAAGUCUAAGUGACUUAGGACAGGAAAUAGCACAAAAGUUAAAAGGGAACCCAUUAGCAGCACAAACUGCCGGGGCACUAUUAAGAGAUCAUCUUACUGUGGAUCAUUGGAGUAACACCCUGAAGACUGAAGCUUGGAAUUCUCUGCAACGCGCUGAUGGCAUCAUGUUUUGUUUGAAGCUUUCCUAUGAUGAGCUGACCUACCCUCUACGACAAUGUUGCUCGUAUUGUUCUAUAUUCCCCUACAACUAUCAGUUUCUUGCUGAGGAGCUAGUUCGUCUUUGGAUUUCACAGGGAUUUGUGAAGUGUGAUCAUUCAAGUAGGAGUUUGGAGGAGAUUGGAUGGUACUACCUGACAGACUUGGUGAACCUCGGCUUGUUUCAGCGGGUUGAAAUAGAAAAACCCUCUAUUGGUAGUCAAACUUACUAUAUUAUGUGUGGCCUGAUGUAUGAUUUUGCAAGGCUAGUUUCAAGAACUGAGUGUGCAACUUUGGAUGGUUUGCAGUGCAAUACAGUUUUGUCAACCGUGCACCAUUUGUCUAUAGUAACUGAUUGUAUAUAUCGGAGGGAUAAUAAGACUGGGAGCAUACGUCGUUGUGAGAAUUUUGAUUUUCUUUCGCAAAAUAUAGUCGCAUCAGUGAGAAAGUUGAGAACAGUGGUGUUAAUUGGGGAAUAUGACUCCUUUUUCUUCAAAGAAUUCCAAGAUGUAUUUGAAAAGGCACAUAACUUGCGUCUGCUGCAAAUGUCUGCAACAUCUGCUGAUUUUAGUUCCUUCAUGCGUAGCUUGGCAAAUCCUACACGUCUUCGGUAUCUAAAACUUCAGAAUGGUCAUACUGAGCAGAAGGCUUUGCCUCAAGUUUUGAACAAGUUUUUCCAUCUUCAAGUAUUGGAUGCUGCUUUCUGUAUGUCAUUGCAUAUGGUUGAUCUAGAGGAUUGCAGUGAGCAGAGAAUACUUCCAUCUCUCGAAAUGCUUCGGUUUCUUAAAAGGUUGAAGUUGUGCAACAUGCGGAGAGUAAGCGAAGUAUUGGUUCCGUCAUUGGAGGAGCUGGUUUUAGAUGGAAUGCCAGAUUUACAGAGAUGUUCAUGUACUUCCGUGGGGGGUAUGAAGUCUAGUUUAAGGGUGUUGGAGAUCCAGAGAUGCCCUGUACUUGACGUGUUCGAUCUGUUUCAGAAAGGUUGUAACUAUGAAACUGAGCAUAAGUCAUGGUUGCCCAGUCUGAGGAAACUCAUUAUGUGCGAUUGUCCUAAUUUGCAAGUACAGACCCCCCUUCCACUUUCAGCCAUAUUUUCUGAACUAUUAAUCAGCAGAGUUUCCACAAUUAUGACAAUGGAGGGAUCUUCCAUGGGAACAUUCAAAAGUAAUGGAAAAAGAAUUUGGGAUAUGCCUUUUGUUCAGACAAUGGCACUUGAUGACAGAAUUUUGGCAUUCCAUAAUCUUAAGGAUAUCAAAUGUUUGGAGAUAUCGUCGUGUGGAAAUUUAACAUCUAUUUCAUUCAAAUGUUUAAGUCAGCUCAUCUCGUUAAAGAGUUUGAAAAUAGUGGACUGCACAAAACUUUUCUCACCAGAUUCUGUGCCAAAGCAUACCCAUGAAGACACGAUAACCGUAAAAGAUGCUGCUCUUCCGGCUCUUGAAAGUCUUGAUAUUAGAGGAUGCAGAAUAAUUGGGAAGUGUCUAUCUCUGAUGCUGCAACAUUCGCCAACCCUGAAGGAUUUGUAUUUAUAUAAUUGCUCGCAGUUGACACAGCAGAGGAUAGAAGAGGAAGGAAAAGUCUCAGCUUCUUGGACAUCAAGAUAUCUAUGCGAUGCUUCAUCAGGAUAUGCAGAUGACACACGGCCAUAUGCAGAUGACACAAGGCCAAGCUCAGCUGUAGAAGAUCUCGUGCACAUUCCGUUGGAUCUCAAAAAGAUAACAAUUUGUGGAUGCCCUCAUCUGAUAGUUGACGGGAGUAGGGAAGGCUUUGCUGGAUUUACCUCCUCCUCACAGGUAGAGAAUGGAAGAUGUCUCCUCCCGCAAUCACUUGAACAUCUUGAUUGGUCUGAUUAUUCCCGAAAAGCUCUGCGGCCCUGCUUUGUGGGUAAUCUCACCUGCCUCAAAAAAAUAAAUUUAAAUAGUGGGAGAAGUUUGGAAUGUCUACAGCUGGAUUCCUGUACGGCCUUGGAAGAUUUGGAAAUUCAGGGUUGCGAUCAGCUCGUCACCAUAGAGGGCUUGCGAUCGCUUGGAAUCCUUAGGUCUUUGAAAUUAUCUUAUAACUCAAGAUUGAAAUCUCUACAGCUGCAUUCCUGCACGUCGCUGGAACGUUUGGAAGUUGGGUCAUGUAGUUCACUCGUCACACUAGAGGGCUUGCAAUCCCUCGUGACCCUCAAGCAUUUGGAAAUAAUCGAUUCCCCUGCCUUGGAUUCCCUUGCCACGUUGCAGAGUUAUGAGCCAAUUGAGGGAAUUUCAAGUCAUAUCCAUGAGUUAUUCCCUGCACUGGAAAGUCUCAAGGUCGAUGACUUGUCUCCCCUUAACACAUCAUUCUGCAAGGGCCUCAUCUGCCUUCGAAGCCUAAAUUUUAUUUCUUUGGAUGCAACCAUACUAACAGAUGAGCAAGAGAGCGUGUUUCUGCUCCUCGGGUCCCUGCAAGAGCUCCAGUUUAUAGAUUCUAGGCACCUCUUAGAUCUUCCUUCGGGGCUGAGCAGCCUCCCUUCCCUCAAGACGUUGAAGAUCAUAGGUUGUAAACGCAUCUUAGGGCUUCCAAAGGAGGGCCUCCCACCUUCGCUGAAACAACUGGUAAUCAAGCAAUGCAGCUUCGAGUUAAAAGAACAAUGCAGAUCGCUAGCAACAAGCAAGCUAGAGGUGUUGACUACGUGGAUUGAUUUCUGAGUAUCUUUCUAAGCAAAGGAGGAUCCAGAUUCCAGGGGCAUAUGUUAGUGAGGAGUCACAAGUUGUUGGCCUAUUGUCAAUGCGUUUGUUUAUCCUGAAGCUUAUCUGUGAACCAACCAGAAGAUGGAUUUCAGCGGCAUUGUGGGUGGCGAAGGCGCAUUUCUGGUCAACCUUAUGUUUUUUUUAUCCGCCAAAUGCAGUUCUUGAACCCCAUCAACUUGUUAGAUGUUGUUCUGUUACCAUUUGUUCAGACGAAUGCUUCCUUUAUGCUAAGUCAUGUUUUUUGAGAGGUGUUGCGACGUUGCUCCU
Molecule: messenger RNA, 4749 nt
Organism: Triticum aestivum (bread wheat)
Lineage: Eukaryota; Viridiplantae; Streptophyta; Magnoliopsida; Poales; Poaceae
Product: putative disease resistance protein RGA4
Exons: 4
Coding region: 133-4440 (1435 amino acids)
Molecular function (GO): ADP binding; DNA binding
Source: RefSeq, a predicted model, not a curated record